UCUUCAAAAGGACACUGCAGACGGCAGUACUCCAUUCACUGGGUGAAAAUUUAAGCAAGCUUGCUGUGGACACAUCCGCAUUUGCCUCUGCCAUUUCAUUUUUCACUUGCUCUCUUUCUCUCCCUAUUUCCACUCUUUGCCUCUGUGUCUCAAGGUUUUUGCAUCUUCCACUGCCAUGGCUACUCUAGCUUUAGCAGCUCUCUUGUUGACCUUGAUUGGCGGAUCAGAGAAUGCUUGGUGUGUUUGUAAACCUGAAAUAGGGGAUGCUGCUCUCCAGAAGACACUGGAUUAUGCUUGUGGAGCAGGGGCUGAUUGCAACCCCAUUCUCCAAAAUGGAGCUUGUUAUAGCCCCAACACCGUGAGGGGUCAUUGCUCUUAUGCUACCAACAGCUACUACCAAAGAAAGGGGCAGGCUCAGGGGGCUUGUGAUUUCUCAGGCACUGCCACUCUUACAACAACAGAUCCAAGUUACAGUAGCUGCAAUUACCCAGCAACUCAAAGUGCUGCAGGCUCAAGUUCUACACCAUCAACAAGCACCCCCACCCCCUUCACUCCAACUGGGGGACUGGGUGGCUUGGGGCCUUCAACUGGUCUUUCCAGUGACUCCAACCAUGGUGUUGUGCACCUAAAGCCAGGCAUGGCUGCCCUCUUAUUCGCUGCCACUGGAACAUGCAUUACUUUGUUGCGUUGAGCAAAAUUGUAAUGCCAAUAUUUUGGGAGCUCAUCAUCACUGUGCUAAUGUUUAUGUGAUGAUGCUGCUGUAGUUAUAUGCACUGAUACAGUGACAUUUCUAAUCAACUAGUGGCGAGCAGAAUUGAUUCCA
Molecule: messenger RNA, 823 nt
Organism: Zingiber officinale
Lineage: Eukaryota; Viridiplantae; Streptophyta; Magnoliopsida; Zingiberales; Zingiberaceae
Product: PLASMODESMATA CALLOSE-BINDING PROTEIN 3-like
Exons: 4
Coding region: 176-691 (171 amino acids)
Source: RefSeq, a predicted model, not a curated record